CAAUAUCAAUCAGUUGCGAUUGAGAUAAGCGAGGGUAUAAAUGUACUCGACGAUCGGUGCGCUUACGACUUUUUGUUUGUGAAGAUUUACGAUACGACAAUACGCUUACAAAGAAAGAAAAAAGCAAUAACAAAAAAGCAAACAAACAAUAAAAAAAUAAAUUGAAAUAAUUAACAAUUCUACAACAGCAAAAGUUUACAUUAAAUCAUAAGCUAUAGCUUAAUCAACGUUUCACAGAUGGAAUUGCUGGGGGAUAAGGAACAAGAGGCAAUCUUGGAUUCGCUGCAGGAAUGGUUUGAAGAUAAUCCAAAAUUUCCAAAUAAAAUUGAUCGUGUUUUACUAACCCGCUUCUUCUUCUGCAUGCACAAAGAUGAGGAAAAGACGAAGAAGCUAUUGGAAACCAACUACACAAUAAGGCUAGCCAAUCCAUAUAUUUUCACCAAACGGGAUCCAACAGAUCAGGACUCAAAGAACACAAUUGCCAUAGCAGAUAUUGUUCCCUUGCCCGGCCUAACAAAGGAGAAUUAUCGCAUUGUUGUGCAUCGUUUAACCAAUCCCGAUGCAAAUUUGAUGCAUCAUGCCGAGGACACUAAAACCUAUAUUAUGUUAAACGAUUGUCGCUUCAGUUUACCCGAUGCAAUCGUCGAUGGCGCUCCCGUCCUAUCCGCCGGUGACGUUCACAUCAGUGAUAUGUCCUGCCACAGUAUGGCCCACAUGAGACGUAUGUCGUUGCGUAUUCUACGAACAAUGCUCAAGUUUGUACAGGAAGCUUAUCCGGUGCGAAUUAAAGCCAUUCACAUGGUGAACUGUCCGUCGUAUAUGAAUAACAUGUUGGCAUUCGUGAGGCCCUUUGUUAGUAAAAAGGUAUUCGAAUUGAUGCACUUCCACACCUCGGGCAUUGAAAGUCUCUACGAAUUUAUACCGCAGGAUAUGUUGCCUGAAGAAUAUGGAGGAACCGCGGGAAAAUUGGCUGAUUUUAAGGCUCAGUUUCUUGAAAAAGUUAUGGAGAAAAGAGAUUAUCUAAUGGAUCCACAAUAUUGGGAGCUUGAAAAAGCCUAAGGGAGGCGGAGUAUGAAUUCUAAAAUUAUUUGUAUAUAUCUGCAUGUUAUCUAGUUACAAAUGUAUAAGAUCUAGUUUAGUAUAAUUUACAAAAAGAAUGUAUUUUUAAUUGCAAAUCAUCACAAGACCAUUUACAUAAAUAUAUAACUGGAAUUUCGGCAAAUAAAA
Messenger RNA from Musca domestica (house fly), 1227 nucleotides. RefSeq names its product alpha-tocopherol transfer protein-like. The record is from RefSeq and is a predicted model, not a curated record. Gene Ontology annotation, molecular function: phosphatidylinositol bisphosphate binding. NCBI's taxonomy places the organism in Eukaryota, Metazoa, Arthropoda, Insecta, Diptera, Muscidae. The coding region runs from base 238 to 1059 and encodes 273 amino acids. The transcript has 6 exons. Gene Ontology annotation, cellular component: membrane.